Seminavis robusta is the source of this 1032-nucleotide messenger RNA. Lineage: Eukaryota; Bacillariophyta; Bacillariophyceae; Naviculales; Naviculaceae. The record is from the annotation of a GenBank genome assembly.
AUGGUGGAAACUAUCGAGAAGUGGGCUAACCAAUAUGGAACUGAGACAGGGUGCUUUGAAUUUUACAUGUUGGGCACAAGAUUGCUGGUGGUCUGCCGGGAAGAUCGUGCCAGAGAAAUCCUCGCGCUUAGGCCUUUCAAAGUCACUCGCAGUCCAGAGGUUCAAGAAGCAGUCUACAGCGUGGGCGGCAAAGGUGUCUUUGGUGCUGAAGGAGACCAAUGGAUACAGGAGAAAAAGCUGGUGUCCUCCAGUCUUAAUAAAAUCCACAUGCAGGACUAUGUGCCAGCCUUGAGAGAGUCUGCUAUUGCCCUGAUGCAGAAAUGGCGGGUUGACGCUAAGAAAAGGCCAGACAGUGUUGUUACAGUGAAACGAGAUAUGAGCCAUGCACUUGCUGACAGUGUUGCAAAACUGUUUAUGGGCCAUAAUAUGGAUUGUCUCAACAAUCAAAAGUCAGAUGUGGCUGCCAUGGUCUUUCAGCUCUUGAAGGCAGUAUUUCAACGAUUUGUCUCUCCGGUCAAAUACUGGCGUAUUCCUUUCAUUGGCCAAGAACUAGAUGGAUUUGGGCAGUAUCUCCGUAGGGGAAUGACAGUCAUUGAUCAAAUGAUAAUGGAGUUUGAAGAGGAGCGUGCUACCAACUCCAAGACCCAAUCAAAGACAUUUCUUUCUAAACUUUAUGAUGCCAUGGAAAAAGAAAAGUCAAAAUUGGACCAUGAGAGAAUUGUAGGAAACAUUGUCACCGCAUUUGCUGCAGGUAUUGACACUACCUCCUUGACAUUGCUAUCAGCUCUGUACAUUCUGGCAACCAACAAGGAAAUGCAGGCCGAAUUGAGAGAACACAUCACAGACUUUGAUUUGGAGGCAGCUAAAAUUGAUGACUUCUACUCCAAAGCACCUUUGCUCAAGUCCUUUCUCCAUGAAGUCCAUCGGUACCAUUGUAGUCCAAUCAUAGCACUUCAGCCUACACAAGACAUCCCAUUUUGUGGUACAACAUUGCCCAAGCUUGCUAGAAUCAUGAUCUUUCGAAGGUGCUAG